Schistosoma margrebowiei is the source of this 611-nucleotide messenger RNA. The record is from the annotation of a GenBank genome assembly. NCBI's taxonomy places the organism in Eukaryota, Metazoa, Platyhelminthes, Trematoda, Strigeidida, Schistosomatidae.
AUGGCUUCCGUUUCUAAGAUUAUCUAUUUCAUUUCUAUACUUGUUGCAAUCGCAUGUAUUAUUGUAUCGAUUGCCACUAAUCCAACAUGGAAUGAUAAUACAAAUAAUUCCUCGUUGAGAGCAAAUGGUGGACUUAGUAUAGCCGGACUGGUUUUGUUAGUAAUAGCAGCUAUCCUUGCAAUUGUUUUGAUUUGCAGAGAUUAUUCCAGAAGAAUAGUGAUCGCAAUACUUGUUUUACUAAUUAUAGCCUUGAUAUGUUUCAUAGUCGCUUUGGCUAUUUAUGGUCAACAGAUUAAUUGGCAAGCAUGGUUAUUAUCAGCUAUGUGGGUAACGUUUAUUUGUAUUCUUAUCGCAAUAAUAUUCUUAUUGGUUGAUGAUUAUUAGAUUGCAAGUAUUGUUAACAGUCUCCAUGGUUUACUUACAUAAAACAAUACAACCUUAUUUAAAUAAAACAAAUGACUAUAUCCAUUCAUACAAUAAAUUUAUAAAUUUGCUUGUUUAUUUAGAUAACCUGUUUAUUUAUUUUUCUUGCAUAGUUCUAUAACUUAACUCUCUGGUUUAUUGUAAAUUUUAUUUCACUUUAUCCGACAUUUCUUAAUUUGUCUAAAUAC